This is a messenger RNA of Capronia coronata CBS 617.96, 1446 nucleotides long. RefSeq lists its product as uncharacterized. The transcript has 2 exons. Bases 1 to 1446 code for a protein of 481 amino acids. NCBI's taxonomy places the organism in Eukaryota, Fungi, Ascomycota, Eurotiomycetes, Chaetothyriales, Herpotrichiellaceae. The record is from RefSeq and is a predicted model, not a curated record.
AUGCACGAAGAUCUACGCAGAAGAGCUCUCGAGAGCCACAAGACGGUGUCGAACAAGGCCAAGUCGAAACAAUCGUCCCGGGCCAGUUCCCUGGCGGCGUCGGCUGCGAAUUCCCGAGUAGCGUCCCGAGAUGCCUCCGACGAGGAAGACGCCGGCAAUGGCAAUCUUAGUGAUGAUACAACCCAGAGCAUCAAUUCGAUCGAUGCACUCCUGGAAAGCGACGAUUUCAACGAACAGACCACCGAGGUCAUUCGACAAGAACUGACCGAUGCGAUUGCCGAUCUCUUGGAACGAAAAGGCAGUAGCACCAAAAGCCGGGAAGAUUCCUUGAGCACCUAUGUCAAGUGUCUGACCUCGCACUAUCUGGCCGAAAUCCUGCAUGGCCGUGUGGCCGACUUAUUGGGAGCAUUUGGUCGGAGCAUCAAGGCCGAGACGAGCGAGAAAGAGACGACACUGGCCCUGAGAGCCGUGGCACUCACCGCCAUCACGUUUGCAGACAACACCCUCUAUGAGAUGGUAUCCGGGGUGCUGAAACGCAGUAUUUCAGACUCCCAGUCCUUAGCGGUCAAAGCAGAAGGCAUCUUCUCCUUGGGCAUCUGCCUCUCCUUUGGUGGGGCCGGGGAAGAAGAAAUUGCCGAGUUCAUGACAUUCUUACUCGAGAUCGCUUCGAGCGACGGUGCCUUCAUUGGGGCUGAUGACAACGCCGAAGUGGUGGCGGCCGCACUAAGUACCUAUGGGUUCUUGGCCACCCAGAUCGAGGAUGUGGAGGAAGAAUCGGAAGACGCAGUAGCCACGUUUCUCGACCAGCUGGACGCCAAUGACGUGCGGGUGCAGGUGGCUGCGGGAGAAAACAUUGCGCUGCUGUACGAGAAGAGCUACACACCACGCGAAGAGGACGACAGCCCUUCGUCGGAAGGGGAAGACGAAGAGACUGGAAACGGAUCCUCUGAAGAACUGGGCGGAGGGCGGGACGACUCGGGGCUGGUGAAGCGAUACAACGCGUACCACAACACGCAUGAAGUGGUGGAAAAGGUGACGGCGUUGGCGUCGCUCAGUACCAAGGCGAUGCAUCGGCGCGACAAGAAAAUGUUACAUCAAGCAUUUGCCCGGAUCUCGGUCACGGUGCAGAAUCCCAAGCUUGGACUGCAGGCCAACAACGCAUCCAAGAUGGUGGUGCGAAUCCACCGAGAAGGAGAAAUGCGGGUGGACAAGUGGUGGAAGUUGAUGCGAUUGAACGCGAUUCGACGAUUGUUGGGCGGCGGGUUCGUCAAUCACUAUUUCGAAGGCAACAAGCAAGUGCUGGACGCGCUGCCGAUGCUGAUGCGCUCGACAGGGGACGAGGGCAUGCGCAGUCCCCGGAAAGCAGGGAGCAACAAAGGUAGCAAAGGACGAUAUCGAGACAGUCGACGCUUUGUUUCAGGAGACUUCCUGUCGGCGGAUGAGUAG